UUUCCCGUGGCGUGGGGCUUUCCUGCCAGGGUGACGUCGACGCCCUUCUGGCCUGCCCAGUCCCUGGGGCGGGGACCGCAGGCUCUUACAGCUGUGCGAAGUCGCUUCGCGUUUCCCGGAAUGCAGAAGCCGUGGGUGGGUGCGGUCCCAGGCCGGACCUCAGUGGAGUAAAAUCGGAAGUCAGGAGCAGAAGCAAGACUGGCAAGUUCCCAGACGUGGUGAAUUAAGUAGCAUCCUCAAACAACCCCGGGGUCAAUGAAGAGUCAUAAAGGAAAUACCUUGCGAGGACUGAAAAUGAAAAUAUACCAGAACGUAUGGGGUGCAGCCAAAGGCAUGCUCAGAGGGAUAUUUGUAGUUGUAGAUCUCAAGUCUCAGCUUUUGGAACAGAACCACUCAAUAAUUACUGUCGAUUUAAUGAACCUGGUUGUGACCUUUCAUUCCCUGGCAAUAAACUGGUCUCUGGAGAUCACUGUAAAAUCACGGUGGAUGAGAAAUCUGGUCAGGUGUUGCUGGAAGACACCAGCACCAAUGGCACAGUGAUCAACAAGCUGACGGUGGUGAAGAGGCAGACGUGUCCUCUUCAGACUGGCGACAUCAUCUAUGUGGUGUACAGGAAAAAUGAGCCCGAGCACAAUGUGGCUUACCUCUACGAGUCUCUCCAUGGAGAACACGACGCAGCGCCGGCCCCCUCUGGCGCCGAUGAGGACAAUGUGCUCCACAUGACCAAAGGUACCUCAGGUGCAGGGGGAGGUGACCAGGCCCUACCGCCCUCACCCGCCACUCAGGCGUGCUUCGAGGAGCCACAGCCAUCAACAUCGACGUCCGACCUCUUCCCCACAGCCUCUACCUCUGCUGUGGAGCUUGCCCUCCCAGGGCGGGAGCCUCCUGCUGGCUCCGGCCCUGGGGGUGCAGACAUAUCCCCAGGAGGCUGUGGUCCUGGGACAGACAUGCUUCCCAGCACCCCGCCGGCCCCGCCACCUCAGGCAUGCAUGUCCUCCGCUCCGCCGACACCACAGGACCAGGAGGGUUUGGAGCCUGUGAAGAAGCGAACAAGAGGAGACGGGGACUCCAAUGUGGCCCUGCCGUUGUUGGCUGCUGACCAGUGUCCGACUACCCCCGCCAGCCUGGAGGCCAUCAGGGCCACAGCCCUGAAGCCAGACAGGAUGGAGGAGACACUCACGUGCAUCAUCUGCCAGGACCUGCUGCACGACUGUGUGAGCCUGCAGCCCUGCAUGCACACCUUCUGUGCCGCCUGCUACUCGGGCUGGAUGGAGCGCUCUGCCCUGUGCCCUACCUGCCGCUGCCCAGUGGAGCGGAUCUGCAAGAACCACAUCCUCAACAACUUGGUGGAGGCCUACCUGCUGCAGCACCCAGACAAGAGCCGCAGCGAGGACGACGUGCGGAGCAUGGCUGCGCGGAACAGGAUCACGCAGGACAUGCUGCAGCCCAAGGUGCGGCGGUCCUGCUCUGACGAGGAGGGCAGCUCCGAGGACCUGCUGGAGCUCUCGGACGUGGACAGCGAGUCCUCAGAUGUGAGCCAGCCGUACAUCGUGUGCAGGCAGUGCCCCGAGUUCCGGAGGCAGGCGGGGCAGCCCCUUCCCUGCCCUGGGCCUGGCAGCGAGCCCGGGGCACCGCCAGCCCCCGGGGCAGACACCCCAUCCACAUCCACCCACAGCACGGCAGCUCAGGAGUAUGUGUGCACCCUGCGGGGCAGCCACGCCGUCUGCACCUGCUGCUUCCAGCCCAUGCCCGACCGCAGGGCGGAGCGCGAGCAGGACCCCCGCAUCGCCCCGCAGCAGUGCACCGUCUGCCUACAGCCCUUCUGCCACCUGUACUGGGGCUGCGCCCGCGCCGGCUGCCUGGGCUGCCUGGCCCCGUUCUGUGAACUCAACCUGGGCGACCGGUGUCUGGACGGGGUGCUGAGCAACAACAACUACGAGUCAGACAUCCUUAAGAGCUACCUGGCCUCCAGAGGUCUGACCUGGAGGAACGUGCUCACUGAGAGCCUGGCGGCACUGCGCAGGGGUGCUUUUCUGCUGUCUGAUUACAGGAUCUCAGGGAGCACCGUGUUGUGUUACUGCUGCGGCCUGCGCAGCUUCCGGGAGCUGACCUACCAGUACCGGCAGAGCAUCCCCGCUUCUGAGCUGCCAGCGGCCGUUACCUCCCGUCCUGACUGCUAUUGGGGCCGCAACUGCCGCACGCAGGUGAAGGCGCACCACGCCAUGAAGUUCAAUCACAUCUGUGAACAGACCCGGUUCAAGAACUGAGUGUGCCGAGAGGCCUUGACGUGGCCUGGGCCCACGGGAGGUCAAGGGCGAGGUUCAGAGAACACCCAACGCGGACACGUGAGGGCAUCAGGAGGCCCUCGGCCGCAGGUCUCUGCGGUCAGCGGGCCGUGUGACUGCGCCUAUGUGGGCAGGCCUCAGCCUGGCGCGACCGUGCUCUGGGGCCCCCAGUGCCUGCACUUCCCUGGGUCAUCCCACGGCGCCCACCCACCCGCCUGUCCCACAGCACCACUAGAGUUUGCCCUUUGCAGCUUUCCCACAACCGCUCAAGGACGUCUCUUCAAGAAAAGCUUCACGGAGGAAAGCGUCGGAAAUGUUCUGUUUAAGUAAAACAGACAAACGUUCGCAGGCCGCCACGUCUUAACGCCAUUUUAUUUCGAUAGGUCUGGUGCUUCUCUUCUAAUAAGAUUUAAUAAGAUUUAAAUAUAGCUGUAGCACAAAUAAUAUAAUUUAUAAUUUACAUAUUGACUAAAAUUGGGUCUUAUGUUAUUGAGACAAACUCGCUUUUGUUUAUUAAAAUAAAGUCAGCUAUCCAGAGCUGCUAGCUCUGGACUCACGACUUCAAGUGCCAGCCCCUCCCAAGCAGGGCUGAAGUGGGGCCCGCUGCCUGCCUGCCCGCCCCCCCCCAGGAACCGGCCACAGCCUUCCUCCACCUCCUUUGCCUGGAGCCACAAGGCUCCCCUGGGGCCUUUCCUUCAGCUAGUUCUUGCCGUUCCCUCCCGUGCUGGGUCUGCCCUGUGAUCUGAAGAAUACUUGAAUUUUUGUUCUUUGUUUUUAAAAAAAUGGUUUUUUAUCUUUCCUUAAAAUUACCUGUCACAUUUGUUUGCAAAAUUGUAACUUUUUUGCUUCUUCUCAGGAAUCCACUUUUCAACUAUUGUCUUGCUCUUGAUACAGACUGAGUAGCGGCUGUUUGUGAAGAGGCCUCCUUCCUGCUCUAAUAAACAGCCGUGUCUGUCCCCCCACUGUGGCCCUUGCUGUGUUGACGCCACCGCUCCUUUGGCGGCGGGGAGGGGGGGUAUGGUGGUGUUGGAGCUGCAGGCCUCACUAGUGACUGACACCUGUCCUCCUCACCUUGGGGCUGCCACUGGGCCUGUGGAUCUGUAGGUAUGAAGACCUGGGCUUGAACGGGGGGUUGCUCUCAGCGCAGAGACAGAGCCCCCUCCCCUCGCCAUAAUGUGAGAACAGUGGGCCCAGGAGAAGGAGCAGCUUUUCAUUCCAGGUAUCAGUUCCCAGGUCCUGCGGGGGCAGCACAGCCUGGCCGAAGAGUCCUGGCUUGUGCUGGAGCAUCUGUGUUAAUGCCUGGGCUUACCGAGGGUUGACCCACCCCAGUAUUUCCCCCAGGAGGCCCUUUACUACCUGUGAAGACUCCCUGAGCCCACACUAGCCCUGCUGGAUGGGGUCCACCGGCAGGGCCCAGCAGUCUACAUUCUAGACGUUUGGUCCUUAUGUCCCACAGGAGGAGACUGGACCCAAAGCCCAGCCUCGGCCGCUCCCCUCCACCCCACACGGGCAGGGUGGUCCAGGCCCUGAGUCCGCCCUGCAGAGUUGAUGCUCAGGUUCUCCAGCACCUGUGGGUGGGGUCUCCAUGCUCCCACGGCGCCCUGAGCCCCUCUGCUGUGAGAGCAACCGCAGCCUCACCCCCGGGGUGC
Messenger RNA from Talpa occidentalis (Iberian mole), 3934 nucleotides. It is a transcript of the gene CHFR, whose product is annotated as checkpoint with forkhead and ring finger domains. The transcript has 17 exons. The record is from RefSeq and is a predicted model, not a curated record. Gene Ontology annotation, biological process: protein ubiquitination; ubiquitin-dependent protein catabolic process; mitotic cell cycle checkpoint signaling. Gene Ontology annotation, cellular component: nucleus. Gene Ontology annotation, molecular function: ubiquitin-protein transferase activity; protein binding. NCBI's taxonomy places the organism in Eukaryota, Metazoa, Chordata, Mammalia, Eulipotyphla, Talpidae. The coding region runs from base 315 to 2267 and encodes 650 amino acids.